ACCCACCCGCACACUUGCUGACAUCAACGAUUUCUUCGGUGGUUCCCCUCUUGUCCUCCUUCUCUACCUUCAACACCAUGCUCUCACGUCGUGCUUGUGCCAGCGUGCGCGGCAGGCUGAUCCCACAACCAAUUGUCACUGUCCGCACGCGAGCUUUUGGUGCUACAACUGCGGCGCAGAGUCCUGCGCGAGCUCCCGCACUUGCCGACAUCACGCCAGAUAAUGCGGCCAGUUUCAACGAGAAGCAAAAGAAGUUCCGCGAUGGCCUAGUAGCAGCCCAGAAGCGAAAGGAGCAGGAGGAGAAAGAAGCUCGCGCCCGUGAGCAUGAGAAUGCCAAAAAGAAGGGUGGUGCAUUAUCGUCCCUCAUCUACGGCACACCCGAAGGUCGCGAGCUUGACAAGGAUAUCGAGCGCAGCUUCUCGCAGGUCUUAGCCCGCGGCAAGUACGUUCACUCAAUCGUCUUCCACGAGGUCAAGCAGGAAAACGUUGAAGAGUACACUGAGUUGGUUGGCGGCUGGUAUACCAAGAUGGCCUCGAUUCCCGAGAACAAGGUCCAUCUCGUAGGUAGCUGGAGGACCGAAGUUGGCGACUGCAACACCUUUGUGCACAUCUGGGAAUACCAGCGCUACGAAGGAUACCACGAGUCGCUACACAACAUCCAGUCGCACCCUGAAUUCCCCGCCUUCGAUGCCAAACUGAAGAAGUUGAUCUCUGGCAAGCGCAAUUCUCUUAUGCAAGAGUUCUCUUUCUGGCCGACUACACCACCGCGCCAGCUUGGUGGCAUCUUCGAACUACGCUCGUAUACACUGCACCCAGGCAACUUGCUAGAGUGGGAGACACACUGGCGACGUGGGCUGAAGGCCCGACGAGAGGUCAUGGAAGGUGUUGGUGCUUGGUUCGUCCAGAUCGGCGACCUCAACACAGUGCAUCAUCUAUGGCAGUUUGCCAACCUCGAGGAACGCAAGAUUCGUCGUGAACAAAGCUGGAGCGUGGAAGGGUGGGGCGAGACGGUGCACAAGACGGUACCACUUAUUCAAACCAUGAAGAGCAGCAUCCUCAUUCCCUGCUCCUGGAGUCCUGUGGCUUGAGCUGUACCCAAUGGAAGCCGAACAUGACUCGAAUUUAACAUUUUACGGGACGAGAAUGCAAUAAUCGCGCAGAAACCAGAUCUUGCUCUCCCAGCCCGAACAAUACUCAUCACUGGGCCUCAGAAGGACAGAAGCCUUCUUGGUCCAUGAACUGAUCAAGGUAUCACUCAAUCGCAGGACUGAGGGGGUGCGGUAGCUCGGUCUAACUUUGCAAAUAUUAUGGUUUGAUACAAUUUAUUUAUUGAAAACAUACUUUAGUCACCAUGCUGGUCGGCUUGAAUUCAG
This is a messenger RNA of Bipolaris maydis ATCC 48331, 1373 nucleotides long. RefSeq lists its product as uncharacterized. NCBI's taxonomy places the organism in Eukaryota, Fungi, Ascomycota, Dothideomycetes, Pleosporales, Pleosporaceae. Gene Ontology annotation, cellular component: mitochondrion. The record is from RefSeq and is a predicted model, not a curated record.